Messenger RNA from Symbiodinium sp. CCMP2592, 7770 nucleotides. NCBI's taxonomy places the organism in Eukaryota, Dinophyceae, Suessiales, Symbiodiniaceae. The record is from the annotation of a GenBank genome assembly.
AUGCUGGGGAAUGCAAAGGCCAGCGAUUUGGCCGAUGGGAAAAACUUCGUUCCUUCAUGGAACGGAAAGCCCGAAAGCUUCAGCCACUUUGUGACGGAGAUCCGGUGGGCGCUGAAUAGCACGAAGAAGCACGAGCGAGCCCUCCUGGCCUCGCGCAUCGUGCGCCGAGCUUUGCAGAGCGAGCACCCGACUUUGGUGGCCUUGCUCUACAAGCUCGAUCCGGAGGACUUCAACACCGAAGACGGCGUGGACAAGCUGGUGAAGUUCCUGGAGGCAAGCCCGAUGAAUAGGCAGCCGCUGCCUGAUGCGGGCAACAAGAUCGGCGGCUACUACCGGCGCUUGCACAAGAAGCCCCACGAGGCGAUCCCCGCCUUCUUGGUGAGAGAGGACAGGGUCCACGACGAGAUGCUUAAGGCACUCCAGAGGCUCCUUACGGAGCGCGAACUGACGUUCGACGACUACGAAGUGGACCUGGGUGAGCUGAAGGCUUUCUGUGGCAUCCCUGAGGGGACGUCUUUGUACUUCGGCCCGGUGGAAGGCACUGACGCGGCCGAGGACGAAGAGCCCGACCAGGACGACGAGAUGGACACUAGGACGCAGACCCCGGAAGGUUCCGCAGGAAGGCCCUUUUCGCGCUCUUCGUUUGGGCGCCGAAGCAGCUCUAGAGAGAGCCGCGCAAGCAGCAGCAAGUCGGCCUCUAAGGAGGUCAAGGUCACGGAGAAGAAGAAGCCCAAGGGUAAAGACUUGCUGCAGAGGCUCAUGGAGAAGGGGCUUAUGCCCCUGGCUGCCUUGGAUGUGAUCCGCGGAUGGAUGAUCUUGGAGAUGAGCACCUCGACUGAGGACGAGCGGCGCAUCAUCAAGGCGGCGACCCGGAACAAGCUCGGGUACCAUGAGAUCAAGCAGGCCCUCCUCUCCAUGUACGAAGACAAGGGCUCCCAAGGAGGUAGGCCCUAUCACUCCGGACAUGGAGGCCGUUCCGCCUAUUGGGCGGAAGAGCUGGACCCAGAAGCCUGGUACGACGAGGACGGCUCGGUGUACUACCAGGACACAGAGGGCGCCUGGUGGACUGACGAGCAGUGGGCCUACUAUGGGGGCCAAGAAGGAGAGUGGGUCCAGGAAGAGGUCACUGAGGUGACCGGAGACGAGGAGCCAGACGCGGCUCUGGUGCAUCUCCAGGAAGAGCAGGUGGAAAUCGAGAAGGAGAGGCAAGAGAUCGAAGCCAUGCUGGCGGAGAACGACAGGAAUCUCCAGGAUGCCCGCCGUGCGGUGGCCGCGGCCGUGAAGGGCCUCGGCAAGCACGGCCAGCCUAAGGGCGGCCAGUCCAAAGGAAAGGCUCACUACAGCGAGGAAGCCAACUACGUGAAAGGGGCUGGCAAGGGCAAGGGCAAGUGGAGCUCCCCGUCGUGGGGAAAAGCCGGCAAGGGCAAAGGCAAAGGAAAGGGCAAGAACGGUGGCCACAACUAUCACCUCUUGACCAUCGACGAGUACGACUACUGUCUCGCUGCCUCUGAGGGGGCUAGCACCGUAGGAGCUUCUGAGUCCUUAGUGGACACCGGAGCCACGGCUUCGGCAGGAGGCCAGGAAGCGGUAGAGAAGUUGUGCUCCGCAAUCGCGGCAGCACGGGCAGACGUGAAGUUCGAAGUGAGCGAGACGGUGCGGCCAUACUUUCGUUACGGCUCGGGGGCAUGGGGUCAAGCUUUGUACCGGGUGAACAUCUCGGACGGAGAGGUGACGGUUUCCGUGUUUGCCCUGCCUAGCAAAGGUGUGGAGAGAGAGCAGGUGAAUCCAGAGUGCCCACCUGCCGAGCACUUGCAGCUGAGCAUGGAUGAGUUUGAGUUCCUGUGGCCUGGAAGCGCGGCGACCAUGGCCGGCGCCACCGGGAGCUCGACGCUGAGCGCCGAGAUGAAGGAAGAGAUCGCUCAGGCGGUCCGGGCCGCAGUCGCAGGGACGGUGGCCGAGACGGUGGCAGAGACCCUGGCCGCGGUGGGGCCGAAGGCCAAGGCCAAGCGAAAGCCAAAGGGCACGACCUCCGAGAAGGACGAGACGAGGGCCAUGGGCGUCGACAGUCGAGAUCCUCGGUCUCGACAGGAGACCUGGCCUUGCAUGGGAGAGCACGUGGCACAGAACCACGGGAACCGGUUCGGAGUGUGGACCGAGUGCGCCAGGUGCGGCCUCCCCCUGAAGUACGUGCCCAUGAAGGACGCGCCGGCUCAGGCGACGCAUGUGGACCUGCCCCAAAACGUCAUCGAAGCGCUGGAGCGGUUGAGGACCGGAGGUUGGACCGCGGAGGCGAUCGAGAAGAAGCAGGUCAAGAACAUGAUCGCGAUCGUCGCCAAGGAGAAGGCCGUGCUGGCACCGAAGAAGAAGAGCACGACGUUCGGACCGCCAGGGCGGACCAAGCCGGCGCCCAAGAGAGCCGAAGCAGGAGCCGAGUCGGAGAUGGGCAGCCCGACGGAGGAAGAAGAGUUCCAGAGAGUGGACGUGCCGAGGGAGGCCGACGAGGAGACGGACGCCGAGCUCAUGGCCGAGAAGAAAGAACAACCAGUGAAGCUGGAGGUCUCUGAGGAGACCGGUGGGCCGGCAGCAGAGACAGGUGAGGCUUCUGAGGGAGCCCCGGCAGUGGAAGAAGGACCUGAGGGUCCUUGGCGAGAACCCAACCUCAAGGGCCUGGACAAGGAGGUCAAAGAGAGGUUGCUCGAUGCGGCCAGUGAGCUCGACAUCGCGGCGAUCCUGACUUCCCUGCGGCCUUUGACGAUCUGGGAGAUCACGGACAAACAAGAGUCCGGUCUGAGAAGCAGCUGCGAGUCACGGAAGCUGACAGUGGUGAAGAAGAGCUGGUCGGACGGGUACGACCUGACCAAGGAGGACCACGUGAAGAAGAUGGUCCGGGAGGCCACGUUGGACCCUCCUUGGAGGAUCUGGGCUUCCUUGACGAGCACAUACCAGCCAGGUAUGAUUUUCAAGGAUGCGGCCCAGGAGAAGGAGCACCGGCACAAGAAGCGCUACAGGGCGAAGAAGCAGAUGCAAGGAUUUAUCCAGCUGCUGAAAGCCCUCAUGGAUAAUGAGGUGACCCCACACUUCUACUUGGAGUGGCCCAAGGAGGCUGCUGACUGCUGGGGCCUCGAGGAGAUCAAGCAGCUCAAGGACAAUGUGCCGAAGUACUUCAAGAAGAAGCUGUACGAAACGCAGCUUGAUGGGUGCGUGCUUGGGUUGCAAGACUACGAAGGAAGACCUCUAAGGAGGACCUGGUGGUUCCUACACACAGACGAGGGCUUCCAUAAGCGCUUCAAUGUGUGGUGCGACGGCAAACACCGACACGUGCCCCAAGACCAGUGGACGGAGAGCACUCGGGAACUCCUUCAGGGAGCAGGUUACCCCGGGGCUUUCAGCGUUUCCUUGGCGACCCACUGGACUAGACAGUGGCAAGACGAGAGGGUCGCCAACAGCACGCAGCUGCAGAGCAUUUACGCCAUGGCACAAGAGAUGGCGGCCGAUGAGGAGAUAAAGACUGGGACUUCUCAGGAGGUUCCCAUUCCAAAGGAGACCUUGGAGAAGGCACAGAAGCUGCUGCAUCGUCUGCACAAGGCAGCUGGGCAUCCGCCGAAUCGAGGUUUGGCCCGGAUUUGCCGGGACCGAGGCAUGCCGAGCUGGGUGGUAGAGGAAGCCAAGAACCUGACCUGCCGGGCGUGCAUCGAUGCCAAGCGAGGCGAGCAGCUUGUGCUACCGGUCUCUGUGGGGACCAAGCCGCAGCCAUGGCAGUUUGUCGGGAUCGACGUCUUCGAGCUGCCGUUCUAUGAGCUCAAGGUGAAGGCCAGGUACCUCUUGAUGAUGGACCUGACCACGCGGUUUCAGGCCGUGGAGCUUUUAUGGAGCGGCAAGAUGAACGAAUCGGGGACCGAUCCUGGGCAUGCCUUUAUGGAGGCUUUUGCGUCAACUUGGCUGCAGCAUCGACCCCGACCUGAGUGGAUCCUUUGUGAUCCACAGACCAGCCUGGCCUACGGCGACUUUCCGGAGUUUCUGUCAAGCGUGGGCAUAGGACUGUCGGUGACUCCUGGGGAGGCACACUGGCAGCUUGGUGGGGUCGAGGUCGCGGUCAAGGCCACUAAGAAGACCAUGAAGAAGAUCCGCAGCCAAGAGCGCAACCUUCCACCAUCAGUGGUGGGACACCUGGCUGCUAUGGCAGCAAACCACACCGUGAAGGUGAAAGGGUUCACGCCCAUACAAUGGGCUUACGGAGUGGAUCCAGCCCACUACGAGCGGGAUGAGCUGGCCCUGGACCCCCUGAAGGUGAACAAGGAAAUCAUGGAGAAGCCGGCGAACUUCUGGAACCUUCAGAGGCUGAGGGAUCGGUCUGAGGAGAUCCACCGACAAGAGUGGGCACGAGAAGCCUUCACUAGGCUCCACAACGCAGCACCAAGGCCAGCCAACAAUUUCCAGCUUGGUGAUUGGGUAUGUGUCUGGCGCAAGGCGACGCUGAAGUCUCGAAAAGGAAGAGUCAACCCAGAGCCCCGGUUCAUUGGACCUGGGCGGGUGGCGCUGAUCGAACCUGCGGUUCUUCCUGAAGGACGAUCCUCCGUUCUCUGGGUGCUGAUUGGAGCAUCUCUUUGGAGAUGCGCGCCAGAGCAGCUUCGCUUCGCGAGCGAGCAGGAAGUGCUCUCAGAGUUGCUGAGCCGGGGCGAGGCUGUCACAAGGCCAGUCCAGGAGCAGCUCAAGAAUAUGAGCCGCUGGCUGGACGUCACCAGCGAAGGCAAGGGCAUGGAAGAGGAAGUGGACCUUCCAAGCGAGCCCCUUCCUGAGAGAUCCCUGUCCACAGCACAGCCGCCGGCUGAAUGGAUCCGUGGCAUAGAGGAGGCGUCAGAGCGACAGCAGACGGUCGAGGAGCAGCGGAGGCAAUGGCAGCAGUUCAAGGGACUCAACGAGGGCCGUCGAAAGGACGGUUUGCCACUGCUGACCCGGAUACCACCGCAACUUCUGGGACCUGUGCCAGACUCCUGGGAGGUGGACGAUGAAGCGAGGAUGCUAAUUCGGCAUCACAACUCGUGGCGCUCCAAGCUUUUCGUGCCACCGGAGAACAUGCCUGUACCAAUUGAGGUCGGCCAGUUCACUGGGAAGAGGGUGACCCAGUGGAUUCAGAAGGAGACCGACGCUCGGAGCAGCUUCGUGGACGACUUCAAGACCACGGGGCAGCCUGAGAGAAGCCUAGGCUUCGAGUGGAAAGGCAAGACAAUGUUCGGCUUCAACCCUCCGACGCCAAAGAGGACGAUCGAGCAGGUGGCGGAGACACCAGCAAAAGAUCGAGGGCGAAGCCGGCAGAGGUCAGUGGCACGUACCAAGCCUGGAACCGAAAGGUCGCGCAGUGGUCCACCGACAACAACAGCGACGGCCACUGCAAGAGCGGAAGAAGGCACCUCUAAGGAGGAAGCCAAGAGCAGCCACGAGGCGAUGGCAGCAGUGAAGACAGAGACCACAGAAUCCCAACAAGCUCAAGGAUCCAUGGAGUCUGCUGAAAAAUCAGGCUCAGCAGAGGGUUUUGUGGAGACAGAGACCACAGAAUCCCGACAAGCUCAAGGAUCCAUGGAGGUGGGCAACCAGGCCGUGUACUUCAACAUGGCGGAAGGUGAUGACAGAGAAGCUGACACGGCAGAACCUAGCACUGCUGCUCUGGAGGAGAAGACAAAGGCCUUUGAGGAGGUCGCAAACUUCUACCUCAACGAGGACGUGUACCAUGCGGUGAAGGACCGCAUCAAGGUGCUCGAGAUGGAGAUCGAAGAAAGAGAGUACAUUAGGCAGCUCAAGGAGGAAGCGGACGCUUACCGGAAGUCCGAGGAGCAGCUACGUACAAAGGUGGCGGAAGCAUGCGACAAGGGCGAAGAAGCCUUAGUGGUCGAGUUUGAUGUGGAUGACCUGAAUGCCUUUGUGGCUGGAGGGACAAUCUACACCAAGGAGAAGCUCGUGAACCCGAAGUCGCAGAAGGAGGUCAACUUCAAGAACCUCACCAAGGACGAGCGGGCCAACUUCGACGAGGCGAUGGCCAAGGAAGUGUCCGAGGUUCUAAGGAGCCAGGCUCUAAGGGCAGCACGCGAGAAGUUUGACGAGGAGACCAUGAAAGACCGUACCAUUCCGAUGCGGUGGCUGCUGACCUGGAAGCCGUUGACCGAAACGCCAUCUAAGGAUGACAAGACGGUCCGAAAGGGCGGACUGCACAAGGCCAAGGCGCGGGUGAUCUUGAUCGGCUACAAGCACCCGGACCUCGAGAAGAGGAACCCAAGGACUGGAGCCAGGCUGUUGCAGACGGCUUCACCAACAAUGAGCCGUUUGGGAAGAAACCUGCUCUUUCAGGGAGCGGCCCUGGAUGGACACACCUUGGAGUGCGCAGAUGCCAAGAGUGCCUUUCUACAGGCAGAUGCGGACAUCGGCACCAAGAGGCUUUUCACCAAGGGUGUUCCUGAAGUGGCAAGAGCCCUGGGCAUUCAACCAGGAAUGGCCAUGGAAGUGGUCGGAGCCUUUUAUGGCCUGACGAACGCUCCCAGAGUGUUCUGGCAGGACACGGACAACAAAGUCACCAAGAUCGGAGGGCGACGCAAUCGCGUCGACAAGUGCAUUUGGGUCUUCAAGAGCAAAGAGACCGGCGAAAUUAUCGGUCGUGUGGGAACACACGUUGACGAUUUCAUUAUCGCCGGCGACAUGAAUAACCCAGAGUGGCUGGCAAUCCGGGAGGAAUUGAAGAAAAUGUACUCCUGGAGUCCUUGGAGGCAGGGUUCUUUUACCUUUGCCGGACUUGAGGUCCAGCAGCUCAAGGACUACUCCAUCAAGGUGACGCAGGAGGCCUUCUCGAACUCCUUACAACCAGUGGUGAUCUCUGAGGAGGCCAGCCGUGGUCAGGCAAACAAGCUGACGGACCAGGAGAUCAGCCAGUGCCGUGGGUUGAUCAUGAAGGCCCAGUGGAGAGCUGUACAAUCAGCCUUCCAGUACUGCGCCCGAGUGGGCAUCGCAGCCUCAGCGCUGACGGACCCAAGGGUGGCUAACCUCACGGAGGCAAACAACAUCCUGAAGGAGAUGAAGAAGACAGCCAAGGAGGACCUGUACUUCCACGCGUUUAACUUCGGCAAAAACGCGGAUGAGCGCCUCACUUGGAAGGAUGUGGUUGCCGUCCACUUUGGGGACGCCGGGCACAAGAGCCGGGGUGAUGGAUCCUCUACAGGAGGACACAUUACAGGCUUCGCCGAGCCAGGCAUCCUAUGGGGAGCUGAGGCAAGGAUGUCAAUCAUCGACUGGAAGAGCUGGAAGCUAGACCGGCCUGCAAAAGGGACGAACUCUACGGAUAGCCAGGGACUUUACGAAGCAGAAGACCGCGGUUGGCGGGUACGACUUCUGUGGGCGAUUCUCAAUGGAGAAGAGCUCAACCGCAACAAUGCGGUGACUCUGGCAGCCUCGAUGGAGUCACUUUUGGUGACUGAUUCGAGGGGACUCUAUGAUGCUGUGAGCAGCUCCGAGUCUCCACUGUUAGGAAUGGCAAACAGCCGUACCGGCGUGGACGUGGCUGCCAUUCAGAAGGCAACUACGGACGCUUACAAGGUCGCGGCCACCUACCUGGAAAGGAAAACGUGGAUCGUGCGCUUCAACCACGACUUCGUCAGUGCACGGAAGCAGCAAAGGCUGCGCCGAGCUAAAGAGCUGCAGGAGGCUGCGUCUUCGACACCGAGUUCUCCUGAGUGGGACCAGUACGUUGAAGAGCUUUUCGAGCCUUCGAACCCACAGCUCCGCGAGUGA